GCAUCCUCCUAAUCGUUUGUGCUACAAAAACUAAAAUGGGUAGCAAUUCAAACACUUUCAAGCCGGUGCAAGAAUCAUUACUCGAAUCUGGUGGGAAAGUGCCCAAAAGGUACAUAAAAGAAAAGGAAGAAGAAGAAGUUAUUGAAGAUAUUCCUGAUCUUGUUUUGAAAAAUGAUCUAAUCAUUGAUCUUUCUCUCCUUUCUUCAUCAUUCCCAAACGAACUCGAAAAGCUUCGUUCGACUCUUACUUCAUGGGGCUACGUUCACGUGAUAAACCAUGGAAUGUCAUGCUCAUUCCUAGACCAGGUUCGAGAUGUUAUCACGCAAUUCUUCACUUUGCCAACUCACCUAAAGGAACCUUAUUUUAUCAAAGAUAAUCAAGCUCCAACUGAUGCACCAUUAAAUGGAUAUGGAAGUGAUAACGCAUACAAACAGGUGAUCUUAAACUGGAAUGAUAACAUGCAUCUCCAACUUUAUCCACCCACUAAACACAAUUUUGAAAAAUGGCCUUCCAUACCUGAAAGUUUCAGGAGUACACUACAUGAGUAUACAAUGAAGACUAAGAUGAUUAUUGAUGAAGUACUAAAAGCAAUGGCUUGUUCAUUGAAGCUGGAAGAGGAAAGCUUCUUUAAGCUAUGGGGAAACGACGAAAAUGAUAUAAUUCUGGGAAGGUUCAACUAUUAUCCUCGAUGCCCAAUGGCAGAUAAAGUUCAUGGUUUGAAACCGCAUGGAGAUGGAUCCGCCAUUACCAUUGUUUUACAAGAUAAAUAUGUUGAUGGACUUCAAAUGUUUAAAGAUGAUAAAUGGUUUAAGGUUCCCAUCAUUCCUGGAGCUGUCUUAUUCAUUGUUGGUGAUCAAAUGGAGAUAAUGAGUAAUGGCAUAUUUAAGAGUCCUACACAUAAAGUAGUGCCUCAUUCACAAUUUGAUCGAACCUCUCUAGCUAUGUUUUGCAUUCCAAGUCCAAAGAAAGAGAUUGGACCUCUUAAAAGAUUAAUAAACAAAGAUAGACCACAAUUAUACAAGAACUUGAAGGAUUAUGCUCAAAUUUUCUUCCAAUCCUACCCUGAAAAUGAUAAGGAUAGGAAGAUUCAUGAUGUCAAGCUUAGAUAUUAAUUUUUUUUGUUUCAUUGUUUGCGUGUUUGCAUACUAAUUUCCAUUAUUGAAAAUCAACAUAAACGGAUUUGUUUCAUAAUAAAUUUAGUGGUAUCAAUGUCAUGCUUUUUAUGUAAUGUACUAUAGUACUAUGUAUCUCUAUUUUCAAAUGAGAUUAGCAUUUAUUGCGAU
Molecule: messenger RNA, 1283 nt
Organism: Amaranthus tricolor (Joseph's coat)
Lineage: Eukaryota; Viridiplantae; Streptophyta; Magnoliopsida; Caryophyllales; Amaranthaceae
Product: flavonol synthase/flavanone 3-hydroxylase-like
Exons: 4
Coding region: 36-1112 (358 amino acids)
Source: RefSeq, a predicted model, not a curated record